CAUAUGUUUAUCAUGGUAGAGAUUGCAAUCUAUAUUUUAUACUUACAUAUUACAAAUUGCAUUGAUUAAUAAAAAUAAAUAAAAUAUGGAUAUGAUUUAUAUGGCUCUAUUCACUCCACACAGUGGCAACUGGCAAACACAAAAACACUUCUUCUUCCACCAUUAUUAUUCAAAAAGACAAAAAAGCCAGAAGCCAAAAUGGACGUACCGCCGCCAACCCGGCCGGAACCAACUCCCGACCGCCGCUACCUCCGCCGUACUACACCAUUUCAAUCAUUCAUCAUUUCUCUCUGUUUCAUCUUCUUUGUCUUAGUUUCUCCAUUUCACAGUUUCAGUUUCCAUUUCUUUAAGUCUCAAUCUCCAUGGAAAAGUUUGGACUUCCUCAGUCUUGCUUUGGUCCUCUUCGCCAUCGCCUGUGGGCUUCUCAGCAAAAACAAUGGCGAAAACACAAUUCAUGAAGAAAUUUACAGACCUACUUUUACUGCAGAUGAUUCAGAACAUACCCACAAGUCAAAUCCUUCAACCCCAAAUCAAUGGAAUGGUUAUUCAGAUCGGACGGACCAGAUUCUUCUCCAUCAUCCACCGGAGGUCGCCGGAGUUGAAUACUGGAAGCUUUCCUAUGGCACUAAUUAUAUGACCAAUUAUCAUUCUCUAAGUUCAGAUUCUCUUCAGCAUUGUCAAAAUUUGAAGGAUUUGGAUGAUGGGUUUGUUUCCAACAGAGCUUUUAGAGCUACAUUUCCUGUAUAUAAUGAAGAAACUUCCUCUUCGUUUUCGCCUCUGCAUCAAUUCUCUGUUCCGUCAUUAAUGACAGAACCACCUCAGCCUUCUUCGCCGCCGGUGAAAAUUCCACCAACAGGUGCAAUUGUUGAAGCAGAAGUAGAGAGAAUCAAUGAAGGGGAUGGAGAUUUUGAACCAGAAUUGCCCGGACUGGAUUUUCAGGCGUUGGAGGGUGAAAUAAACGAGAACGAGAAACAGAGAGAAGAACAGAGUAAAGAAACAAAGAGGAACAAGAAGAACAAGAAGAAGAAGAUGAAGAAAUGGCAAAAGGGAGUUGAGAAUUUCAAAGAAUUUCUUACUCCACAGCAUCGGUACAACAAUCGACCUUCAUCUCCGCCGCCAGUGGCGGUUCAUCACUAUCAAACUUCGAGCAUAAUCGGCGAAACGAAACAAGAUUUGCCAGCUUCACCAGAAUCUGCGGCGCACAAACUCAUUGCUGUGAGUGUGAGAUUCCAAAAUAGCACCGGUGAGCAACCGCCGUCGACGGGGGAGGAAUUGCAGAUUGUAACAAAAGGGGAAUCGACAAGAACGGAAAAUGCAGAGAGAAAGAGUACGAAAUUUUGUGAGAGUCCAGAUGUGAACAGUAAGGCUGAUAAUUUCAUCGAGAGAUUCAGGGAGGGUUUGAAAUUGGAGAGGAUGAACUCGAUCAAGGAGAAACAGAGGAAGACGAGGACAUCCAUUUUGGGCCGUAAGGGCCCAUGAUAGUAAGUGGAUCGGCCCAAUUUAAAUUUUAUUUAUUUGUUUGUUAAUUAAUGACUAAAUAUAUAAUUUCUUUCCUAAUUAUUUCCAUUGUUCAAAUGUGGGAGUGAAGGUUCAAUUCUCUUUGAUGAAUCUCAUUUA
Molecule: messenger RNA, 1617 nt
Organism: Cucumis sativus (cucumber)
Lineage: Eukaryota; Viridiplantae; Streptophyta; Magnoliopsida; Cucurbitales; Cucurbitaceae
Exons: 1
Coding region: 199-1479 (426 amino acids)
Source: RefSeq, a predicted model, not a curated record